This is a messenger RNA of Grosmannia clavigera kw1407, 174 nucleotides long. RefSeq names its product stress response RCI peptide. Gene Ontology annotation, cellular component: membrane. The coding region runs from base 1 to 174 and encodes 57 amino acids. The transcript has 3 exons. NCBI's taxonomy places the organism in Eukaryota, Fungi, Ascomycota, Sordariomycetes, Ophiostomatales, Ophiostomataceae. The record is from RefSeq and is a predicted model, not a curated record.
AUGGCUGUUACCGGAAGCGACAUCUGCAAGAUCAUCCUUGCCAUCAUCCUACCACCUCUGGGCGUCUUCUUGGAGCGUGGAUGCGGUGCCGACUUACUCAUCAACAUUCUAUUGACCAUUCUAGGCUACCUACCCGGUAUCAUCCAUGCGCUUUACAUCAUCCUCAAGUAUUAA